GCGCGCGGUGAAUGUGGCUCAUUGCAUUAAUAUUGUUGCCCGCCUCUUGUUCUUUCCUGCAAAGACACUCUGUCAAAAUGCCUCGAAUCAUCUGCACAGGUUACGAGAUUACAGAUGCGCUACGGAAGUAUCUCGAGGUCGGUCACGGCGUAGAUUUCGACAAGGAUCUAGCAACCGACUCGGAGGACGACGAUGAAGUAGACGAGAUCAACAGCAAUGUUGACCCGCAGAAGCUAGCCAUGCAACGAGAAGCGGAAAUCGUUAUGUCUUACCAAGGCUACUUCAGAUCCAUUCGUAACAGCGCUCGACCAGAGAUAAGAAAGACACUUGAAAUACCAUACAGUUAUAAUAAAUAUGUCGAGCACGGUCGUCGAGUCUACAUGUUCAUGCCCACUGGAGCAUACACUCUCGAGCACUACAGGUCUGGUGCUCUUGCAUCUCCACCUGAGGAAGACCGGAAGGUUAUCCAGUCAUUCAUCGACUCUAUGAACGCCUUAUUACCGGACGACGUCGUGCGCGAAAAGGCAGAGCUCAAAAUCGAGGAGAUGCGGUUUGAGGUUCACUCUCCGCGAGCUGCACAUGCGCCUCCGUAUUACCGGCGCGAGCGUGAGGUGGCGGCCCAUGCGGCUAGGCGCUGGACGUUCGAGUUCCAAAGCUCGGUGGCUCAGCCGCCGGCAUGCGUGAGAACAUCGGACUGCGUACCAGAGGAAGGUUACGAGAUCACAGAUGCGCUACGAAGGUACCUCGAGGUUGGUCACGGCGUAGACUUCGACAAGGAUCUAGCAAUCGCCAUGGAGGAGGACGGUGAACUAGGCGAAAUCGACCGGAAUGUUGACCCACAGGAGCUAGCCAUGGAUCGAGAAGCGGCAAUCAUUAUGUCUUACCAAGACUACUUCAGAUCCGUUCGUGACAGCGCUCCGCCAGAGAUUAGGAAAGCACUUGAAAUACCAUACGAUUAUAGCAAAUGGGCCGGGCACGGUCUUCGAGUCUAUAUGUUUAUGCCAACUGGAGCGUACACUCUCGAACACUACACGUCCGGUGCUCUUAAAUCUCCACCUGAGGAAGACCGGAAAGUUAUCCAGUCAUUUAUCGACUCCAUGAACAGCCUAUUACCGGACGACGUUGUGCGCGAGAAGGCAGAGUUUAAAAUUGAGGAUAUGCGGUUUGAGGUUCACUCUCCACGAGCUAUACAUGCGCCUCCGUAUUACCGGCGCGAGCGUGAGUAUAUUGUCGCAACUAACAACUGUACAUUCACGACAUGCGCCUGUUCCACGCCCAAAGCGUACAGCAUCGUAAACUCACUUUCAGCAUAUGGAUCUAGCAACUGGGGCAAGAUACGCAGAAUCGUGUUGUGUCAUGAAAUAGGCAUGUGCGAGCGGACUUGCGCGAUCAAAAUAAGGUACAUGGCUUGCGGCGAUACGGAGGGCCAUACGGGCGGAUCUCGAAUAGCCAAGCGCAUGGAUGUGCGAGUAGGAUUCGCACCAAACGGUGUCGGGAUGACAGUGUUCCCUCCAAUAUGGCAAAGGUUAGAGAGAGAGUCUGCGAAAGACCUCAAGUCGACACAAGACGAGGAUGGUGAUGUUAUGAGAUUACAGAUGCGUUACGGAAAUACCUCGAGAAUCACUUCAGACGCAUUCGUAACAGAGCGACUACGACUUCACCCGGAAAUCCGGCUAAGCGUCAGUGCCGUAUUUGGCAGGCGAUCGGACGGAGUAUCUCAGUUGUAUCAUUCCCAGGCACAGAAGCAUGAUGUGACCGUUACAUGCGGGCGCUUCAAAGCGCUAAUUGAGAUGGGGGUGCAGAUACGAGGGGAUGGGUACGAGACCAGAGGCUCGCGAAUCCGGAAUGCCCACGUCUCCGUCAACGAGCCGCUCACCACACCAUCCGCCCGCGCGUCGCCGACGCGGGCGGAACGCACGCCAGCCUUUGAAGCUGGGCGGCACUGGACCGUCCGCUACGUUUCCGAGAUACCAGCCAAGGAUAGUAGAGCGGGAGGUAGAGGAUGA
This is a messenger RNA of Postia placenta MAD-698-R-SB12, 2006 nucleotides long. RefSeq lists its product as hypothetical. The record is from RefSeq and is a predicted model, not a curated record. The coding region runs from base 12 to 2006 and encodes 664 amino acids. The transcript has 13 exons. NCBI's taxonomy places the organism in Eukaryota, Fungi, Basidiomycota, Agaricomycetes, Polyporales, Adustoporiaceae.